AUGGUGUACUGUGUCGUAUACAGGUGCUCUGCAACGUCUGAGAAACAGCCAGACAGAUCUCUCCAUGAAUUUCCAAAGGAUCCAAAGCUUUGGAAGGCUUGGAUAAUUCGUGUCAGCAGAGAAAAUUUUGUGCCAUCUACAAGUGAUCGCGUUUGCUCGUACCACUUCAGUAGUGAAGACUAUGGCACAAAAAGGACAUCAGAUCGACCACUAAAAUUCCAGAGAAAAGUAUUAAAAAGAGGAGCCUUGCCCUGUUGGAAUCUCAGAGGUGAUGUUUCAAAGCGCACAAGAACUACAUCUCUUUGUGCUAUGCUACCAAUCGAAUGCAGUCCAACAGACACCUCUACUGAAAGCCUUGCCCUCUCUGCUCCAUCCAUUCUACAAGGACCAUCUUCAAAAGAAGGUAAAUCCCAAACAAUUGAAAAAUGA
Styela clava is the source of this 429-nucleotide messenger RNA. The record is from RefSeq and is a predicted model, not a curated record. NCBI's taxonomy places the organism in Eukaryota, Metazoa, Chordata, Ascidiacea, Stolidobranchia, Styelidae.